Molecule: messenger RNA, 3645 nt
Organism: Epinephelus lanceolatus (giant grouper)
Lineage: Eukaryota; Metazoa; Chordata; Actinopteri; Perciformes; Serranidae
Gene: slc9a5
Product: solute carrier family 9 member A5
Biological process (GO): sodium ion import across plasma membrane; potassium ion transmembrane transport; regulation of intracellular pH
Cellular component (GO): plasma membrane
Molecular function (GO): sodium:proton antiporter activity; potassium:proton antiporter activity
Source: RefSeq, a predicted model, not a curated record
GGAGGAAGAUGCUGCCGCUCGGUCUGAUGCUGCUGCUGCUCACGGCCGCCGCCGCCGCCGCCGCCGACCUACCCGGGACAGGCUCUCCGCCGCUCCGGGGACCGGGGCUCGGCUUCUCUCCGCCGAUCUCCACCUCUGCCUCCGCCCCGCCGCUCCUCCUCCUCCCGCAGCCCCGCGCAGAGUACGGGGCGCCCGGUGUCGCCUUGGCCCGGUCCGCGGCGGAGGAACCGGCCAGUACCGGAGAGGAGGAAGAGGAGGGGCAGCAUCAUCAUCAUCACGGCGGCGGGUUCCGGGUGGUCCAAUGGGAGUGGAGCUACGUCCAGACUCCGUACAUCAUCGCCACCUGGCUACUGGUGGCCAGCGUGGCCAAGAUCCUGUUCCACUUCUCGCAGCGCUUCACCACGGUGGUUCCAGAGAGCUGCAUGCUGAUCCUUCUGGGUCUGGUUCUGGGCGGGGUUGUCCUCAUAGCCAAUAAGAAGCAGCUGUACCAGCUGGAGCCCGCCCUCUUCUUCCUCUUCCUGUUGCCGACCAUCGUGGGCGACGCCGGGUACUUCAUGCCGGCCCGCCUCUUCUUCGACAACCUGGGAGCCAUCCUGACGUACGCCGUGGUGGGAACGCUGUGGAACGCCUUCUGCACCGGCUUCUCCCUGUACGCCGCCAAACUGCUGGGGGUCAUAGAUGAGCGUGUGCAGGCAGACCUGAUGGACUUCCUGUUGUUCGGAGCGUUGAUCUCAGCUGUUGACCCCGUGGCGGUGCUUGCCGUGUUUGAGGAGGUUCAUGUCAACGACACGCUCUUCAUCAUCGUGUUCGGAGAGUCGCUGGUUAACGACGCUGUCACAGUGGUUCUAUAUAAGGUCUACAUCUCCUUCGUGGAGGUCGGAGCGGAGAACGUUCAGACAGCUGAUUACUUCAAAGGAGUCGCCUCCUUCCUCAUCGUCAGUGUUGGUGGGACUCUGGUGGGUCUGGUGUUUGCAGUCCUCCUCGGCUUCAUCACUCGGUUCACCAAGAAGGUUCGGAUCAUCGAGCCGCUGUUUGUCUUCCUGCUGGUCUACCUGGCCUACCUGACCGCUGAGCUCUUCUCCCUGUCCGCCAUUCUGUCGAUGACCUUCUGUGGUAUCGGCGCCAACAAGUACGUGGAGGCCAACAUUUCUCAGAAGUCUCGGACCACGGUGAAGUACACGAUGAAGACGCUGGCCAGCAUCGCUGAGACCAUCAUCUUCAUCUUCCUGGGGAUCUCAGCAGUGGACAAGUCCAAGUGGGCCUGGGACACCGGCCUGGUGUCCUGCACGCUCGUCUUCAUCCUCGUCUUCAGAGCUGUGGGUGUGAUUGGCCAGACCUGGAUUCUGAACCGCUUCCGCCUCGUCCCAUUGGACAAGAUCGACCAGGUGGUGAUGUCGUACGGCGGCCUGCGAGGGGCGGUGGCGUUCGCUCUGGUGGUGCUGCUGGACGGCCAGCAGGUCAAAGCGAAGGAUUACUUUGUCGCCACGACGAUUGUGGUCGUCUUCUUCACCGUCAUGUUCCAGGGUCUCACCAUCAAACCUCUGGUGAAAUGGCUCAAAGUUCCUCGAUCCACCAGCAGGAAGCCGACCAUCAACGAGGAGAUCCACGAGAGGGCCUUUGACCACAUCUUGACAGCAGUGGAGGACAUUGCAGGACUGCAGGGGUACCACCACUGGAGAGACAAGUGGGAGCAGUUUGAUAAGAACUACCUCAGUAAGCUGCUGCUGAGGAAGUCUGUGUACAGGAAGAGUGAACUGUGGGAAGCCUAUCAGAAGAUCAACAUCAGGGACGCCAUCAGUGUCAUCGACCAGGGGGGGAACGUCCUGACCUCAGCCAGACUGUCUCUGCCCUCGAUGGCCAGCAGAGCCUCGUUCCCUGAAGUCACCAAUGUCACCAACUACCUGCGUGAGAACGGCAGCGGUGUGUGUCUGGACCUUCAGGUGAUCGAUAACGUCCUUGGAGCCAAAGUAGAGGAGGACAUGGAGACGCAUCACGUUCUGGCAGGGAACCUGUACAAACCCAGGAGACGGUAUCAGUCCCACUACAGCCGUCACUUCAUGCCUCUGGGGGAGAAGGAGCGUCAGGACCGGGAGGUGUUUCAGAGGAACAUGAAGAGCCGCAUGGAGACGUUCAAAUCCACCCGACACAAACGACACAAGAAGGAGAGGAGCCUGAAGAAGCGCCGAGGAUCCGACGCCAAGGAGGACGGCAGCGACAAACCCAGACGCAACGUCAGCUGGCAGGACAAGAACCCAGUGGUGGUCCCUGUGGAGUCAGAGGAGGAGAAAGGUGAACAUUCAGACCCUGAGAAGGACGAAGACGUCGGCAUCACCUUCAUCGCUCGCAAGGUAGAGACGCCAAAACAACGACCCACAUCAGUUCCUGCAGCUCUGGAGGCAGUUCAGAGUCCAUCAGCCGGCCCCUCCUCCCCCCCCAGUGCAGACAGCCACCUGCCGUGGAAGGGCGGCGUGGGUUCUCCUCCCCCCUGCGUCUCCGUGGAGGCCACAAAGAUCAUCCCUGUGGACCUGCAGCAGGCCUGGAACCAGAGCAUCUCCUCCCUGGAGAGCAUCUCCUCGCCGCCCGCACACACGGAGCCCAUACACCCCCGUGUCAGCGCCCUCUCCAGGCUGGGAGGCCCCCGCCCGGCCUCCUACACCCCACCAGGCAGCGCGGCGGGCAGCAUGGCAGGCAGCACCUCCUCCAUCGGAGCUCAGGUGUCGCAGGGCUCCUUCAGCUUCCCAGAGAAGAAGAAGAAGGAGGAGGAAGAAGAGGAGGAGGAGGAGGGAGCGCUGCAGGAGAUGCAGCCGCUCAUGUCGUCUCUGAGGCCCCCCGGCUCCCUGCCCCCACCCCCGCCGCCGCCAGGCUCCGCCCUCGGCUCAGGGAGGAGGAGGAACCCCUGCGUCUACCUGAGGAGCCUGGUGACGGCGCCGCCGCCUGGCAGCGGCGAGCCGCACAGCCGAGGCCCCACCCAGCUGUAACAGAUCCCACAUCAGUCAAAUGUCUGACGCCUGCAGAGCGGACUGCAGGACGCCAUCACUGCAACACACACACACACACUCACAUAUACACAUAUAUAUACACACACACACACACACACACACAUCAGGCGGCCCGUCACAUCGUCCAAUCAGAAAGCAGCUCCCUGCGUCUCCUCUCAGCUUCACAGUGUCACUCUGAUGGUGGGUCAUGAGACCCUCCUGCAGUCCGAGUCAGCUUAAAGGUUUACUCUGCACCACCCGUCCGUCAGUCUGUCCGUCAGUCUGUCUGUCAGUCUGUCCGUCAGUCUGUAAACACCAUCAUCAGUGAACGUCAGCCUCUUGAUCUGGAGCUUUGUCCACUCGUGUUUCUCCCCGAUACAUUUGUGUUUAUCCAGCACUCUCUGUAAUUUUCAGAGCUUUCUCUGCUUCCUGCUGUGUACGCUCUGACACCUGCUCAUUAACUUGUUAUAAAGUCCUGAUGUCACCUGAGCGCUGUGACCACAAACGUCCCAAACAACAGCAACAUAAGACCACCGCACACUGAGAGCAGUGAUAGGGCCCAAACCAUACUUUAAAAACGGUACUGGUGCCUUAAGUGAUACUUAAACCUCCUGGUUGUAUGACUCCGCCCACCAGUCCACCCUGUGGUUGUAUGACUCCGCCCACC